Molecule: messenger RNA, 1083 nt
Organism: Mollisia scopiformis
Lineage: Eukaryota; Fungi; Ascomycota; Leotiomycetes; Helotiales; Mollisiaceae
Exons: 3
Coding region: 1-1083 (360 amino acids)
Source: RefSeq, a predicted model, not a curated record
AUGGAAGCAACGAUGUGGGGAGAGAAUUCGAAAGCCGACGACACCGAGGCUCUUUUUCGACAGGUCGUUGUCCUAGACCUAUAUCGGAUCCUUUCACGACUACGAUCACGGCAUGGAGAGACCUGGAAGACUACUGGAAGACUAGGCCUUAUUACUCAACUGCACGAGGCGAUCAACGACAAGUCCGUCAAGGCCAGAUCAGGGCUGACAAAGAGCAGUUUGAAGGCUGGCAGAGAUAGAGCACGAGCUCUGCACGUCCUAUUCACCAAGCUAGAAGGCAUGUCGGACCUCCACGCGGAGACAGUCGAAGCACACGAGGUGAACGUUCAGGUGGAGCCCUUCCAGAUCCAGAUGCCCACCUCUCUCCAAGAAUCACCCUGGAAGGUUCACGCUGGGAUACAGCUCCUCUUCUUUUAUGAGCUUCAUCCACGCUAUCCGCGACCGAGAUUCAUUUGCUCUAGCAAGAGUGCUUGCUACCUGUGCAAUCUCUUCUUCUUCCUCCCCGGCGGCUUCCACGUGCCUCGAACACACGGCAGGCUCUACGACAAAUGGACCCUACCAGACUGGUUAGACGUUCCGGUGGAGCGUCACGGGGAGCUUAGUCGCAUUGCAACCCGGUUGAAAGCAACCUUAGACAGCCAGGUCCGAAGGGCUUCGAAGUCAAAGAAGAAGCUGUAUCACUUUCCAAAUGAGAGUGUUGUGCUACCACUUGCGCACUGGCCUUCAUCGUCCCUUUCUAGGAAUCUGUCAACCCAGGCUUCGACGUCUACAGUUCGGCCACGACCCUCUCCGAGUGCCUCGCUGUGCACUGAGAUACCUUUAACUUCGCCGAGAACGCCCCCGGAGCCACUUCACACUGGCAAUAGCGACACAGAGAUGAGGGUAGCUUUAGCCGAGGCCGCACUCGCUGAAAAUACCACAGGUCAUAUAUCAACUCCAAACGACGUAUCUCCGAUCACGGUUAGACAUAAGGAGCUCCCCUAUGGCCAGUUGAUCACGUUAACAACGCCGUCGCUGCAUUAUUUUAGACGUGGCUGGAAAGCUGACGCGGCUCUGAUUGUCCGACUAAGCCUUUUGGGUUAG